Messenger RNA from Ruditapes philippinarum (Manila clam), 1113 nucleotides. RefSeq names its product probable ATP-dependent RNA helicase DDX56. The transcript is spliced from 10 exons. The record is from RefSeq and is a predicted model, not a curated record. The annotation marks the transcript as partial. Gene Ontology annotation, cellular component: nucleolus. NCBI's taxonomy places the organism in Eukaryota, Metazoa, Mollusca, Bivalvia, Venerida, Veneridae. Gene Ontology annotation, molecular function: RNA helicase activity; ATP binding; nucleic acid binding.
UUCUUGCACUCUACUCGUGUAAAGAAAAAAAGGGGAACCAGUGUAAUUUUGUCAGAAAUUAAACAUAUUGAAAUUCAUAAAGUUUACAAAAUAGAAAAGUUUAAUCAUCAUGGCUGAAGAAGAGGAUGAGACAUUCUUAGAGUUCCACGAGAUGGGAAUCGAUGACAGACUGUUGAAGGCCAUUUCCAAGCUAGGCUGGUCAAGUCCUACUCCAAUUCAGGAACGUGCAAUUCCAUUGGCUCUUGAAGGCAAAGAUGUUUUAGCCCAGGCCCGUACUGGAUCAGGAAAAACUGGUGCAUUUGUGAUUCCAGUUAUCCAGAAAAUUUUAGCUUCAAAACAGAUGGCCACAGAACAAAGUGUUAAAGCAAUUAUACUAACACCUACAAAGGAACUGUGUAGCCAGGCCCAUAAAAACAUACAGGAACUAACAACUUCGUGUUCACGUGAAAUUAGAUGUGUUGAUAUCUCCCCACAAGUACCAUUACCUACACAAAGACCGAUGUUAUCUGAAAAACCGGACAUUGUCGUCUGUACUCCAAGUCGUCUGCUAGCACACAUUGAGGCGGGAAAUUUAAACAUUAAACAGUCAUUAGAAAUGAUAGUAAUAGAUGAAGCUGAUCUCGUCUUCUCCUUUGGCUAUGAGGAUAAUGUUAAAGCCAUUCUCGGACAUAUGCCAAAGAUUUACCAGGCAUUUCUAAUGUCAGCUACACUCGGUGAUGAUGUUAAAGCCCUAAAGAAGAUGGUUCUACACAAUGCUGUGAUAUUGAAAUUGAAUGAGUCACAACUUCCUGAGACAUCUCAACUUACACAGUAUCAUAUAAAGUGCAGUGAAGAGGACAAAUUUGCUUUGAUUUACGCAUUGCUCAAAUUGCGACUUGUGAGGGGAAAAACUAUUUUAUUUGUGAAUAAUGUAGAUAGAUGUUACAAGUUACGUCUUUUCCUUGAACAGUUUGGAAUUCCAGCUUGUGUUUUGAACUCUGAACUCCCUGUAAAUUCAAGAUGUCAUAUUGUGGGACAGUUUAACGAUGGCCUGUACGAUUACAUUAUAGCAAGUGACGAGAACUUGUUGGUCAAUCCACAGGACAGACCAGUAGAUCCAAGCAAACAGAAAAA